AUGGCUUUCUUGUCCGGAUUACUUCUCCUUGCCCGCCUUGAUUGGAUUGGCUAUUUUUUUUUCUUUGAACCCCAUGCAUCUCAUGACCAAUCUAUUCUACUCGCCAUAAACCUCUACGCCGCUCUCGCGCAACCGAACGACACCGCCGCCACUUCAGACCAGUUGCUCACGCACCAAACCAUGACUUUGGGCCAUUCGCGCCAGAUUGGCGGGCCUUUUGAUUCGGAAAACUCAAUUGAUUCCUCUCUCAUUUGUGACUCUACCAGCGAGCGAGCAUUUUGGAAUUUUGUGUUGGUUGGUAUAUUCCUGGAAGCCAACGAGUACACGCUUGUUGCAUGGUGCGCUUCUGCUUUCGACUGUGAAAGGACGGUAUUGGGAACGGCGGCCAGAUGA
Molecule: messenger RNA, 393 nt
Organism: Purpureocillium takamizusanense
Lineage: Eukaryota; Fungi; Ascomycota; Sordariomycetes; Hypocreales; Ophiocordycipitaceae
Exons: 1
Coding region: 1-393 (130 amino acids)
Source: RefSeq, a predicted model, not a curated record